AACUCUUGUAAGCUUAUGAGACUCGGGGAACUCGCCGCCACCCACUCUGUUGCAGCCAGUUCAACACUUGGAGAGAAAGUUGCGCCGGGUGCUGCUUGGAUUAACAGGCGGGCAGGAAUCUCACACAGGCAGAUAGACUAGAACAGCCUUGUGUGUAUGUGAGUGUGUGUGAGAGAGAGAGAUUCAGACUUGAUUUACAGCCUUAAACCAACGCUGUACUCCUGCUGAACCUUGCUUCCCGUUUCAACGCUGUUGCAACGCGAGGUGUCAAUUUCCCUGUCAAUUUCACCGGGGACGAGGAUGCAACUGCGGCUGCUGCUCGGUUUGGUCGCCCUCUUCCACUCCCUCCCCGUCUCCUGGCCAAUGUCCACCUGCAAGACCAUUGACAUGGAACAGAUUCGCAAGAAGCGGAUCGAGGCCAUCAGGGGCCAGAUCCUGAGCAAGCUCAAACUCUCCAGCACCCCCGAGGCUGAGCAGGUGACGGUGACCAAGGAGGCGAUGGGCCUGUACAACAGCACCAAGGAAUUGCUGGCUGACUUGGGCAGGGAGCAGGAGGCGGUCUUUGAGACCACAGCGGACUACUACGCCAAGGAAGUGCAUCGCUUUGCCUCACAGCGACCCAUAGACGAGUCCACUUACAAAAUCUACAACUUCAACAUCUCGCUGAACCUCAGCAGUGUCGCGGACCUGCACCGGGCUGAGUUCCGACUCUUUCGGGAGGUGAGGUUCGAUGCCUCUGUGGAGCAGCAGCGGGUGGAGCUCUAUCAGAUCCAUUCCAAUGACAGCAUCUACCUGGACAACCGACUACUGAGAACCAAGGGGACCGACGAACGGAUCUCAUUUGAUGUGACCGAGACUGUGAGACAAUGGGUCUUGAACAAAGUUCGCGAGCAACAUCUGAAGAUCACCGUACACUGCCCCUGUGAUGUCGAUGUUCCCAAAGACAAAAAAAACCUUCAGCUAAAGUUUUUCGGGAAAGCGAGGGGGGACAUGGGUACUCUCUCGGCGAUGAGUCCGAAAUGGCCACACAUUCUCAUCAUGUCCACCCCGUCUGCCAGAGCCGCGAUGCACAGUCGUAGGAAACGGGACAUCAGCGAGGGAUCCUGCUUAGCCCAGUCCUCUGAGGAGCAGGCGUGCUGCGUUCAGCCCAUGUACAUCAACUUCCGCAAGGACCUGGGGUGGAAGUGGAUUCACGAACCCAAAGGAUAUCACGCCAACUUCUGCAUGGGACCCUGUCCAUACAUCUGGAGUACAGACACUCAGCAUGCUGUGGUGUUGGGUUUGUACAACAUGCACAACCCUGGUGCAUCGGCGUCUCCGUGCUGCGUGCCGCAGCUGCUGGAGCCACUGACCAUCCUGUACUACGUGGGUCGACAGGCCAAAGUGGAGCAGCUGUCCAACAUGGUGGUGAAGACAUGCAAGUGUAGCUGAAGGGCCGGUGUGACAGGACCAGGGCCCCGAAUGCCAGCCUGGCCACGUCCCCACCCAGCGAUGAGCCGGACAGCCCACGGGCGACUGGCAACGGCGCAACUCGGCGCACGGUGACCAACUGUGCCAAACUGGAGCCCCCUCUUCCCCCCACCUCGUUGGGCGUGGGUGGGGGGGGGUAAAGACCACUACUUUAAGAGUCUCCGAACAGCCCAACUCCCACCUGUACAGUUUUAGCCCCACACAGAUGGCCAGCUCGGGAGCACUGCUGUAGGCUAAGUCUAGUCUUAUUCAUAUUUUUUUAACUUGCAGAGAUUCUUAUAAUUUAUAAAUCAAGAGCUGUAUAUAAAAUGGUUGAUUUUUGGAGCCUGUCUUUAACAUAGUCCCAUGGGUCUGGGCGGCAGCUGGUGGAACCACUGCCUCACGGUGCCAGAGACCCGGGUUCGAUCCUGCCCUGGGGUGUGUGUGUGUGUGUGUGUGUGUGUGUGUGUGCGUGUGUGUGUGCGUGUGUGCG
Molecule: messenger RNA, 1942 nt
Organism: Amblyraja radiata (thorny skate)
Lineage: Eukaryota; Metazoa; Chordata; Chondrichthyes; Rajiformes; Rajidae
Product: transforming growth factor beta-3 proprotein-like
Exons: 9
Coding region: 301-1431 (376 amino acids)
Biological process (GO): transforming growth factor beta receptor signaling pathway; regulation of cell population proliferation
Cellular component (GO): extracellular region
Molecular function (GO): growth factor activity; cytokine activity
Source: RefSeq, a predicted model, not a curated record